AUGGUUUCUUACACUUUCAAAUGGCCGCACGCCGGCGACGAGGUCUACGUGACCGGGACCUUUGACAACUGGAGCAAGAGCGAGCAGAUGGAAAAGGUCGGCGACAAGUUCGAGAAGAGCGUCGACCUGCCCGACACCUCCGAGAGGAUAUACUACAAGUUCGUCGUCGACGGCACCUGGACCUCCAACCCAACAGAUCCCAAGGAAAAGGACGAGAGCGGCAACGAGAACAACGUCCUCACCCCGGAAACCCUCCUAGCAAGUCUGCCCGCCGCUGCCGCCAUCAUGAACUCCGCCAGCGCAGAUUCCACCACGGCGCAAUUGGCCAAGGACGUUCCCCUCGAGAAGGACGUCAAGGCUCAGCCCGAGCCCGAGCCCGAGACCAAGACUGAGCAAGCGGAUGAAAAGCCCUCCGACCUGCCCGGCACUUUCCCCGAGACGCCUGCCGCUGACGAGCUCCUCAACCCCAUCGGCAUCAACCCUCUCCCUGCUGCCGCUGGUGGACUCAACCCCAUCAAGCUCGCGCCUGGCGAGCCGGUACCCAACGACAUCAAGACCGCCGAUGUCAACUCUAACGUCAAGCUGGACGCCGAGUCCUACGAGAAGAGUGACGCCCUGCCUGGAGUGGACUCCAAGGACCUGAGCGUGCCCCCGGUUGCCGGCACAAUGAUCCCCGAAUCUAGUCUUCCAAUCGGGACCGGAAACCCCCACAUUAACUCUGUCAGCGCCGACUCGACAACGGCAGCUCUGGCCGCGGAAGUGCCAAAGGAGCCCAAGGUCCCCGAGGUCGUCAAGGAGAGCCAGGACAAGGCUGGCGUCGACCCAGAAGCCAGCGGCAUAGCAGAGGAGGUCAAGGACAAAGAGAAGGUGGAAGAGGAGCUGAAGGACAAGGUUCCCGAAGCCCCGUCAACGUCCGAGGGCACCGCUGGCAAGGGAACUGAGAAGUCCGAGACUGACAAGACAUUGCUUGAGACCGCUGCGGCUACCGCUGCAGGUGUCGGUGCUGCUGCCUUAGCCACCGCCGUUGCCACCAAGGACAAGGCCAUCGAGACCGCUGCCCCUAUCGCUGCCCAAAACCUGCCAGACUCUGUCAAGCAGCAGCUGCCCAACUCCGUCCAGGAGACAAUCAAUGCGAGUGGCGCGGAGAAGACGAUCGAGACAGUCUCUCCUGAAGUCCCGUCCGAGGUCAAAGACUCCAUCGUCGAGGCUGGCAAGAACCCUGAGGCUGCCGCGAACACCGCCGCUGUUGAGGACAAGAAGGCUGUCGAAGCCGAGCUCCUCAAGGAGGUCAAGCCUGUUGAGCCAACAGAGGGCUCCAAGUCUGAGCCAGCCAAGGCGACAGAGGACGCAGACAAGGCCACCACCGACGCACCAAAGGUUGUGGAGCCGCCUGCCGCCGCUGUAGACGUGCCCAAGGUCAGCGAGCCUACUGGCAACGGAGCCAGCAAUGGCGCCACUGCCAACGGCGCUGAGGCGCCCGCGACCCCGUCCAAGAACAAGGACACGAAGCCCGCAGAUGCCGCGACUCCCAGCUCGGCCACCUCGGAGCAGAAGAGGAAGAACCGGAUCAGCGGUUUCUUUGGCAAGAUCAAGUCCAAGAUUGCGAACAAGGAUGCGAAUAAGGAGGCCAGCAAGGAGGCCAGCAAAUAA
This is a messenger RNA of Diaporthe amygdali, 1650 nucleotides long. RefSeq lists its product as uncharacterized. Gene Ontology annotation, biological process: signal transduction. The record is from RefSeq and is a predicted model, not a curated record. The coding region runs from base 1 to 1650 and encodes 549 amino acids. Gene Ontology annotation, cellular component: cytoplasm; nucleus; nucleotide-activated protein kinase complex. Gene Ontology annotation, molecular function: protein kinase binding. The transcript is spliced from 3 exons. NCBI's taxonomy places the organism in Eukaryota, Fungi, Ascomycota, Sordariomycetes, Diaporthales, Diaporthaceae.